Amaranthus tricolor (Joseph's coat) is the source of this 2972-nucleotide messenger RNA. RefSeq lists its product as uncharacterized. The transcript is spliced from 2 exons. Lineage: Eukaryota; Viridiplantae; Streptophyta; Magnoliopsida; Caryophyllales; Amaranthaceae. Bases 1362 to 1901 code for a protein of 179 amino acids. The record is from RefSeq and is a predicted model, not a curated record.
UGUAUAAUGUUUUAUUAACCUAAUGUAUUGUUUAUUUUAUAUUUUAAAUUUGCAGGACUUGGAAAACUUAGGGAACAAUGUAGAUUACUCUGGUAGAUUUGUUACGGAUAGGGAAUUUGAUUCCGUAGAUGAAUUACAUAGUUGGGCCAAUGAGAUAGCAAUAGGGAUUGGUUUUCAAUUUACACGUGCUUCUUAUAAACAAAAAGAAGGAGUAUCUAGAGUUAGUUUGUAUUUAAGAUGUCAAUGCUAUGGUAAUAUUAGGGGUGAUUUGCAUAACCUAGAUAGAUAAUGCUGCCUGACCUGGUUCUAAAAGUAGAACAUGUCGGUGUAAAUUUAUGAUUGUAGCAAGUAGUCGUAAACCAGGAGAAGGACCUUGGACGGUGAAGGUGUGUCCUGAGGAAAAGGUAGACAUAACCACCGAUUCUUAGUGUACAGAGAUGGUCAUGUAAGGGCAAAUAGGUUGAAUAUAGAUAUUCGGCAGCACAUACGAGAGCUUAGUGCAACCGGCAUGCAACCUGCCUUUAUCAUUACUUCAAUUAGAGAAAAUUUUCCUGGUUUUUUUGCUAGUAUGAAUUAGAUAUAUAAUGUUAGGCAAUCAAUAAGGAGAGAAGAGAUGGAGGAUAGGACUCCCCUUCAACACUGUCUUUAUAUGGCCACAGAGCAUAAUUACGUGGUUUGGACAGACUUGGAUAAUGAAGGGGAAUUGAGCAGAUUAUUAGUUGCAAAUCCUACCUCCAUCCAGAUGAUACGUACGUGGCCGUAUGUUGUGUUGAUAGAUACAACGUACAAAACAAACAAACAAAAGUGGCCACUAUGUGAAGUAAUCGGAAUGACGCCAAUCACAACUUCUUUGUUGCGUUUUGUUUGAUGCGAGAUGAGGCGGCUAUGUCAUAUUCGUGGGUGUUGCAGGGAUUGAAAGAUAUUUUUGGCACAGCUCAGACUCCUAGCGUCAUGAUCGAGAUGAGGGUUUAUCUGCAGCUAUUCGUGAUGUCUUCCCAUGUAAAAAGGUUUUGUUGAUUAAUUAUUGUCAUUCUAUUAUUGAAUAUGUCUUAAUUACGUUCGAUGUUGUGUUUAAUGAAGAUAUGCGACAUUUGUUAUGCGUAUGGCAUAUAGCCAACGACGUUGAGAACAUGGUGGACAAGUUGUGUGGCAGGAAAAGAAAUCAACAAGGGCAGUUAUUCAGUUAAAGUAGAUGAAACCCCUUGGUUGACAAUUCUACACUUGCCGAAUUUGAAGACAGAUGGCAAUCGAUUGUGACUACCUAGUCGGUUAGGAACAGAAAGGUCGUUCGAUAUUUGGCUGGAACAUGGAUUCCACUUAAAGAGAAAUUUGUGCGUGCAUGGACGAAUGACUGUUUAAAUAUGGGUAACCAGACUACCAGCAGAGUUGAAAGCCAACAAUCAUCUUUCAAGUACUAUCUUGGUAGCGGUAUUAGCUCAUUUGAUACCCUGUUUAAAAGGGCACACGCACAGAUAACAAAUCAGCAAGCCAGGAUCCGACAAGCGUUACAGGAAUCCAUGAAUUCUAUUUCAAGGUCGUUGCGACAUCAUUUCUUUAGACCUUUAUAUCGCCAUGUAUCUAUUUUUGCCUUGGAACAGUUGCGGCUUGAGCAUAACCGUAUGUUAGAUUUGAGUGACUAUCUAUUUAACAAAUGCGGUUGUGCACUUCAACGCACCCAUGGAUUGCCGUGUGCUUGUUAUUUCUAUCUGUCGCUCAGAUCACAUGGUUCUUUGUAUUUGGAUGACAUUCAUCCAUUCUGGAGAACUUUGAAGUACACAGAGGUAGGAGCUGACACCAACGAAGAAGUACGGCACGCAAACGCCGACGACAAAGAGUACUUUCAAUCAUUGGUCGAUGAAGUCUUAAAAGCUGAUCCCGCAGUUGUACGACGCUUGUCUUAGGUACUUGAAGAUGAAUUACACCCUGAUGGAGCCGAUAUACCUGAGCCUUACGCAAGUCCACCUAGAAAGGGAAGACCAACCACAACAAAAAUCCUUAGAACAAAUAAAAGCGCAUUUGAAUAUAGUAGAUCAUCUUCUCGUGAUCGAGGGUCUAGAUCUUCAUCCCGCGGGAGAUCUAGUGGUCGAGAAAUGCAAUCCUCAGUUGGAAUUAAGUUUACUUUCAACUUAUCCGAUGGUCCAGCAGGUCGUGAUUUUUCACUGUUUCCAUGGCCGAAUCACAUCCCGCAUAUUCUCCCUCCUUACUUGUUUGAUUGGAUUGAUGUUAUGGGUGACGGUAAUUGUGAAUUGCCGUCACAGAGCUGGGAGGCGAGGAGGCAUGGCCUCUUUUAAGACGUGCAAUGUGUAUGGAAAUGCAAAUGAACAGAGAGCAAUACCUACGUGUGUAUCUAUCGGCAGAGGCGUUAGAUAACGUUAUAUUUGGUAUUGGUUCGCAUAGCAAUGGACCUGCUCCGUUUAUACAUAGGUUGGAUGCACCGAUGGCAUUGUACUCUGCAGCAACGUUUCUUAACAUUGUCAUGACUUAUUAUGGUUCUGCUGACGGUAAUCCAUACUAUAACUGUUUAAUUCUUCCGUUAAGGAAAGCAGCGGGUGUGCGUAGUGUAAAUAAAGUUAUACAUAUAUGUUAGGGGAAUAGAAAUCAUUUUGUUCAACUAUUAAUGAAUGAUGAUUCAUCUCCACUGCCGCCAGUCCAGCAAUCAUGAAGAGAAGCAGUUGACAAUUCUUCAAGACAUAUAGAAACACAUUUUUGUAGCAGGAUUUUGCUUUGGAAUAGACUAUACGGGACACAACCACCAAAAGGUAGUAACACCACUGAAGAUGCUGUAAAUUUAGAUAGUCCAUAGUGUAACUAUUGUGUACAUCAUUAUUUAGUUUAACUAUACAUGUAGAUAGAAUUCAAUUUGUAGAUAGUCCAUAGUGUUACUAUUGUGUACAUCAAUAUUUAGUUUAACUAUAUAAGUAGAUGGGAUUCAAUAUGUGGAUACAAUUCAAUAUGUAUAGAAUUGUUGUAAA